GAACCAUCUUCUACGAUGUUGGUUAUAGCUACACAUCAAUCUUAGCCCGAGUCUCUUGUGGCGGAUUCAUCACCGGUUUCAUGACUUUCAUGUCCAUUGGAGGCUUCCCUUCUUUUCUUGAAGAAAUGAAGGUGUUCUAUAAGGAGAGGAUGAGUGGUUACUACGGCGUUGCGGUUUAUAUCCUGUCGAACUACAUCUCUUCUUUCCCGUUCUUGGUUUCGAUUUCGGUUAUCACUGGAACAAUUACUUACAACUUGGUCAAGUUUCGUCCAGGGUUCUCGCAUUACGCUUUCUUCUGUCUCAACCUCUUCUUCUCAGUCUCUGUGAUAGAGAGUCUCAUGAUGGUUGUGGCUUCACUUGUUCCAAACUUCUUGAUGGGUCUUAUCACUGGUGCUGGCCUCAUUGGAAUCAUCAUGAUGACAUCUGGAUUCUUCCGUCUUCUUCCUGAUCUUCCCAAAAUCUUUUGGCGUUAUCCAGUUUCAUACAUAAGCUACGGAUCUUGGGCUAUCCAGGGAGGAUACAAGAAUGACUUUCUCGGAUUGGAGUUUGAGCCUCUAUUCCCGGGUGAGCCAAAAAUGACAGGAGAAGAAGUGAUCAACAAGGUAUUCAGAGUACAGGUGACACAUUCGAAAUGGUGGGACUUAGCUGCGGUUGCAGGAAUCCUUGUGUGUUACAGGCUUCUCUUCUUCGUUGUCUUAAAGCUGAGGGAGAGAGCAGGACCGGCUUUGAAGGCGAUUCAGGCGAAAAGAACGAUGAAGAACCUAGACAGGAGACCUUCUUUCAAGAGAAUGCCUUCUCUGUCUCUGUCACUGUCUUCAAUGUCUUCAAGGAGACAUCAGCCUCUCCGUUCACUUUCUUCUCAAGAAGGCCUUAACUCUCCAGCCCACUACUAG
Microthlaspi erraticum is the source of this 893-nucleotide messenger RNA. The record is from the annotation of a GenBank genome assembly. Lineage: Eukaryota; Viridiplantae; Streptophyta; Magnoliopsida; Brassicales; Brassicaceae.